AUGCCACGUACUAAGAGAAGAACUGUCAAGCGUUCAUCUGCCGACAUGAACAUGACUUCUGUGAAUGCAACAAUGGCCAACCAAUCGAAAAAUAUGAAAGAAAUUUUGAGUGAAUUUGAGUGUGAAAAACAAAAUAUUGAAGAUUAUUUUUCAGAUAUUUUUGAUAAUCAAAGAAAUUUAAUAGAAAAUUCAUUUUUAAUGACAAAAAUGAAUUUGGGUGACUUACUUCAUAGUAAUCUUUAUGACACUAUUUUUAAGCAGUAUCCAACAAAAUCCAACAGUGGAACUAAAAAAACAGCAGAACGUCCUUCAAGGCCAGUUACCAAAGCUACAGUAACUAGAACUACCAGACAAAAAAGUAUGUCUAGUUCAACAUCUAAGACCAAUGGUUCUGCCACAGUAACAAAACACCGCAGUGCAACACGCCAUGCUGAUGAUAAGCCACUAUCAGCAGAUACAUUAGAUUCUAGAUUUAAAACUCCAAUUAAUCGACUACCUGUACCUGCUUCAGCGACAGUCACACCAAAAGUUAAUAUGCAUGAACCAAUAUCAAUGAUGCGGCGUCCAAAUCAAGGAGAAGUCGCACUUUCAAUGACUGGAAGUCCGCUUAUGGUUUCAUCUGUUUCUAGAGAUGACAUGGCUACAGUCAGUGUACCAUUAGCCAAUGGAAAUAUUUUAUCAAUAUUACCUAGAGCUGGUGCUACUAUGGACAUAUCAUUUGAUGAACAAACUAAAAACGAAUUACUUCUUCUCAAGGGAAACAUUGAAGGGCUGUUAAAAAUGAAUAGAAGAGGUUUGUGAGUACUCAGUAAGAUAAUGUAUUCUAAUGGAAAAAUCACAGAAGAUGAAAUAAUACAAUGUAGUCAUAACUACAGUAAUUAACAUUUUUAAUAUUAAUAUUAGUUAAUGUUUUUAAUAUUAA
Molecule: messenger RNA, 922 nt
Organism: Melanaphis sacchari
Lineage: Eukaryota; Metazoa; Arthropoda; Insecta; Hemiptera; Aphididae
Product: borealin-like
Exons: 6
Coding region: 1-801 (266 amino acids)
Source: RefSeq, a predicted model, not a curated record